Messenger RNA from Lutra lutra (Eurasian river otter), 1300 nucleotides. It is a transcript of the gene AVEN, whose product is annotated as apoptosis and caspase activation inhibitor. The record is from RefSeq and is a predicted model, not a curated record. Lineage: Eukaryota; Metazoa; Chordata; Mammalia; Carnivora; Mustelidae. Gene Ontology annotation, biological process: negative regulation of G2/M transition of mitotic cell cycle.
AUGAGCCUUCCCCGGGCUCCGGUUCCGGCCCCACCUGCCAGGCCUCGGGCCGCCCCGCCCCCGCCGCGGCCGGUUUCCAUCCCCAGCCCCGCACCCCGCGCUCGCCGUCCCCGGGGGCCCGUCGCUCCCGGCUCUUUCGAGCAACCCGUUUCCGGUGGGGCCAGGGCGUCUCCGCAGCGGCCCGGCUCCCGCGCGCUCAGCACCGCCGGCGGCGGCCAGAUGCAGGCGGAGCGAGGAGCUCGGGGCGGCCGCGGCCGCCGGCCCGGCCGUGACCGGCCAGGCGGGGAUCGCGACCGGGCGGGAGCCGCAGCGGCAGUGGCAAGAGGCGGCGGCGGCGGGGACAGUGGCGGCCGCCGAGGUCGCGGCCGUGGCUUCCGAGGCGGCCGCGGCGGCCGAGGAGGAGGCGCCCCGCGAGGCGGCCGCCGGGAGCCAGGAGGCCGGGGCGCCGGGGCCAGACCGCCGGUUGAAGAUGACAGUGAUGCAGAGACCUAUGGAGAAGAGAAUGAGGAACAGGGAAAUUAUUCUAAAAGAAAGAUCGUCUCUAACUGGGAUCGAUAUCAAGAUAUUGAAAAAGAGGUCAAUAAUGAAAGCGGAGAAUCACAGAGGGGAACAGACUUCAGUGUUCUCCUCAGCUCAGCAGGGGACUCCUUCUCACAGUUCCGGUUUGUUGAAGAGAAAGAGUGGGAUGGUGAAGCUUCAUGUCCAAAACAGAAUUCAGCAUUUUAUGUGGACUGUGAGUCACUGGUUCGAGCCCUUCAAGAGCUGCCUCUCUCACUCCCCAAGGUUGCUGCCGAAUUGGUCCAGACCACCCUUCCUUUAGAGCUUCCUCAGGUGAAACCAAAGAGAAAUGAUGAAGGCAAGGGACUGGGGAUGCAGUUAAAAGGGCCCCUGGGGCCCAGAGGAAAGGGCUCCACCUCCGAGCUGAAAUCUGCUGGCUGCCCCAUGUACCUGGGUAAAGAUGGCCCCAGCCCGGCUCCCUCCACGGGACCUCAGAAACCCACCGCCCCCCUGCAGGCGGCAGUAGACCACUUGGAAGAAGAAUUAGAUGUGCUGCUUAGUUUAGAUGCACCUGUAAGAGAGGGAGAGAACGCUGCACCAGGCCAGACCGUGCAGGCCCAAGAAUCUGAGAAAGAUGGGGAGGUGGCCCAAGAAGAACAAGGUCCUGCCGAGCUAUCUGUGAUGGGAGAAAAGAACGUGCAGUCUGAGCAACCAAAUACAUCGAAAACUGUUACCGAGGAGGAGCUUGAAGACUGGUUGGACAGCAUGAUUUCCUAACCUAAAAGGAAAAGAAAAAAGAAAA